Molecule: messenger RNA, 2748 nt
Organism: Oncorhynchus keta (chum salmon)
Lineage: Eukaryota; Metazoa; Chordata; Actinopteri; Salmoniformes; Salmonidae
Product: TBC1 domain family member 1-like
Exons: 9
Source: RefSeq, a predicted model, not a curated record
UCAGACAGGGGUGACUGCUCCUUAGACGGCAGGGGCGUGUCUGUGUGCGGGGUCGGAGACGGAUCACUGGGCGUGGUUCCAGAGGAGAGGAAGAAACGUGGCCGAGCAGAACUGAGACAGCUGUGGAGGAAGGCCAUCCUGCAACAGACACUACUGCUGAGGAUGGAGAGAGAGAACAACAAGAUACAGGCGUCAGAGAGUAAGCGCCAGCGUCUGGACUAUGAGGAGAUCACUCCAUGUCUGAAGGACGUCACGCUGGUCUGGGAGAGCAUGCUGGGAACACAGGCCAGGUCAAAGGUCAAGUUCAACACCGACACUGUCCAUUCUGCUGUCGAACAGGGAGUUCCUAGACAGUACAGAGGAGAGGUGUGGAAGUUCCUUUCAGAGCAGUUUGUAUUGAGGCAACCGGUUCCUGUCAGAUCUCCAUCUGACAACAGGCCUUAUAAAGAACUGCUGAAACAACUGACCUCCCAACAGCACGCUAUCCUCAUAGACCUGGGUCGUACCUUUCCGACCCAUCCUUAUUUCCAGGCUCAGUUGGGGUCUGGUCAGCUGUGUCUCUAUAACCUCCUGAAGGCCUACUCUCUACUGGACCCAGAGGUGGGAUACUGUCAGGGUCUCAGCUUCGUAGCAGGAGUAUUGUUGUUGCACAUGGGAGAGGAGGAGGCCUUCAACAUGCUCCAGUUCCUCAUGUAUCAUAUGGGGCUUCGCAAGCAGUACAGACCUGACAUGAUAAUACUACAGAUUCAGAUGUACCAGCUGUCCCGUCUCCUCCAUGACUACCACAGAGACCUCUACGUCCAUCUGGAACAGCAUGAGAUAGGACCGUCUCUCUACGCUGCUCCCUGGUUCCUCACGGCCUUCGCCUCGCACUUCCCCCUAGGCUUCGUAGCUAGGGUGUUUGACAUGUUGUUUCUCCAGGGGUCGGAGGUGAUCUUCAAGGUGUCGCUAAGUCUUCUGGGUAGUCACAAGCCCUUGAUCCUACAGCACGACAGUCUGGAGUCUAUAGUGGACUUCAUCAAGACUACAUUACCUAACCUGGGACUAGUCCAGAUGGAGAAGACCAUCAACCAGGUGUGUGAGAUGGACCUGUCCAAUCAGCUGCAGGCGUACGAGGUGGAGUACCACGUCUUACAGGACGAGCUGUGUGACACGCCCGCUCACCUCAACCAAUCGCAGCGCACCGCCCAGCUGGAACGCACCAAUCAGAGCCUCCGACAGCAAAACCUCGACCUGCUGGAGGAACUGCAGGUGUCUCAGGCUCGUGUGUGUCGUCUGGAAGGCCAGGUGGAGGGGCUGGCCCAAUCAGAGGCUCUGCUGAGAGAACGAGUGUUCGACCUGGAGGAGGAGAGGAACGGACUGCGGAGCGCCGUCACACACCAACACACACUCCUCACCGCGCUGGGAAUACACACACACACAACGCACGGGGACUUCAGCCUGGACCCUCACACACACUCCGCUGCCGACACAGAUGGCCCGAGAGAUGGCCCGAGAGAUGGCCAGAGAGAUGGCCCGAGAGAUGGCCAGAGAGAUGGCCAGAGAGAUGGCCAGAGAGAUGGCCCGAGAGAUGGCCCGAGAGAUGGCCCGAGAGAUGGCCAGAGAGAUGGCCCGAGAGAUGGCACGAGAGAUGGCCAGAGAGAUGGCCCGAGAGAUGGCCCGAGAGAUGGACAGAGAGAUGGCCCGAGAGAUGGCCCGAGAGAUGGCCAGAGAGAUGGACAGGGUGUGGACGCCCCCACCAGAGAGGGGCCCAGACUGGGGCAAGGGACAGCGAUGUCCUCCCCUCUCCUCCCUCAUCCACUGGCUCUACCAGAACACUGAAUCCCAGAGGACUGUUCUCCUGUACUAAAGGGGGGGGGGGGUUCUCUGUCCUCUCUGGGCCACACAACAGUCCUAUACACACAGUUACCAUUGCAGCCAGAUGUGUGUGUCUCUCUGCCUGUGUGUCUCUCUGCCUGCGUGUCUGUCUCUCUGUCUGCAUGUCUGUCUCUCUGCCUGUGUGUCUGUCUCUCUGCCUGUGUGUCUGUCUCUCUGCCUGUGUGUGUGUCUCUCUGCCUGUCUGUGUGUCUCUCUGCCUGUCUGUGUGUCUCUCUGCCUGCCUGUCUGUGUGUUUCUCUGUCUGCCUGUGUGUCUCUCUGCCUGUCUGUCUGUGUGUUUCUAUGUCUGCCUGUCUGUCUCUCUGCCUGUCUGUGUGUCUCUCUGCCUGUCUGUGUGUCUCUCUGCCUGUGUGUCUGUCUCUCUGCCUGUGUGUCUGUCUCUCUGCCUGUGUGUCUGUCUCUCUGCCUGUGUGUCUGUCUCUCUGCCUGUGUGUCUCUCUGCCUGUGUGUCUCUCUGCCUGUGUCUCUCUGCCUGUCUGUCUCUCUGCCUGCGUGUCUCUCUGCCUGCGUGUCUCUCUGCCUGUGUGUCUCUCUGCCUGUGUGUCUCUCUGCCUGUGUCAGUGAGUGCUGAGAAGUGUUUAUUGCACAGUCUUUGCCAUAGGAAACAUCUUGUACACUAUAUAUGCAAAACCAAAAUAAAGGUCUUCCGAGGGGCGCAGCGGUCUGUCACUUUUAUAGUCCCUGGUUCGAAUCCCGGCUGUAUCACGUCCGGUCGCGAUUGGGAGUCCCAUAGAGCUCAACGAUUGGCCCAGGUCCGGGUUCGGCCGGCGGUCGGCCGUCAUUUGUAAAUGAAUUUGAGUUUGUUCUUCACCGACUUGCCUGAAGUUAAAUAAAGAUUAAAAUAAAUAAAAAGAUUCACAACAAACCAAAA